CCUUGCCUGACAUUGCAGUGCGCACCAAAGCUGAUGAUGAUUGGCUGAUGUUUGAUUCAGCUUCUAAAGUAGGCUAUCAGGGUCGAAGCUCGCUCUCCAAUGCAUGAGGACUUGGGACAGUAAUUUUAGAUAGCAUAUCUCUAUCUUUGUAUCAAUCAAUUAAUUACACGCAUUCAUUUGAAAAUGGUGACUUUAUUGCGUCGACGAGCUUCGGCGCUGCUUCUUGCGUGGGGUUAUUGUAUUUUGGCUGAGACAACUUUGUCUAACAUCACUCUUGAUAACGAGGUUCACUCCAGCUUCAUCCAGCGCCGUCUGAGGAGCCAGGAGCGCCGGGAGAUGCAGCGGGAAAUCCUCUCCAUCCUGGGGCUGCCCCACCGGCCCCGGCCGCAUAUCUACACCAAACAAAACGCUGCCCCGAUGUUCAUGCUGGAUUUGUACAACGCUAUUUCCACGGACGGACAACAGCCAGCAGGCUUUUCAUAUUAUAAACCCGUUUUAACGACCAAGGGGCCCCAGAUGGUGACCCAGCAAAACAGUAUUUUCCUCAAUGACGCGGAUAUGGUGAUGAGCUUUGUCAAUCUUGUUGAGCUGGAUCAGAACGUCCUGUCUUCUCGGCGCAACAGGGAAUUCCGCUUUGACUUGUCCCAUAUCCCAGAGGGAGAAGCUGUCUCCGCUGCAGAGUUCAGAAUCUACAAGGACUAUAUCGGAGAACACUAUGAGAAUGAGACCUUCCAUGUGAACGUGUACCAGGUGCUACAGGAGCCCCCUGACAGUGAGGAGGACCUGUUCCUGCUGGACACGCGUGUGGUGUGGGCUAUAGAGGAAGGCUGGCUGGUGUUUGACAUCACAGCCACCAGUAACCAGUGGGUAGUGAACCUGGACCAGAACUUGGGCCUGCAGCUAGCUCUAGAGAGCAUGGACGGCCAGAGUGUGAACCCCAGGCUAGUAGGGCUGGUGUGGGGCAGUGGGCUACAGGACAAGCAGCCCUUUAUGGUGGCCUUCUUUAAGGGAACUGAGGUUCGUCUCCGCAGCGUCCGCUCUGCCCACGGCCACAAGGGGCGCAACCGCUCUAAAAACCCCAGGAAUGCCCAGGACGCACUGAAGGUUGCUGAGGCUGCAGCAGGUACACAAAUAAUGAAGACCCUCAGCACAGACCCGAAACGGGGCUGUAAGAAGCAUGAGCUGUAUGUCAGCUUCAGAGAUCUGGGAUGGCAGGACUGGAUCAUUGCACCAGAGGGCUAUGCAGCGUACUACUGCCAGGGCGAAUGCUCUUUUCCCCUCAACUCCUACAUGAAUGCCACCAAUCAUGCCAUUGUGCAGACUCUGGUCCACUUCAUAAACCCAGAGACAGUGCCCAAACCCUGCUGUGCCCCCACCCAGCUCCACGGCAUCUCUGUCCUCUACUUUGACGACAGCUCCAAUGUCAUUCUGAAGAAGUACCGGAACAUGGUGGUCAGAGCCUGCGGUUGUCACUGACCACCAUUAGACUUCCCCUUCCCAGGAUACACUGGGGCUGGUGGAGGAAGAGGAGGAAGAGGAGGAAAUGGGGAUUAUGCAGCAAAACUCAUUUAUUGCCUGAUCUAUAAGGACCUGCUGCUUCAGGACUGGCAGGAAGACCAACUGCCUUUAUUAUUGGCUGCAAACUGACAAGUACUAGCAAUACUGCCUUAGCAGUAGAGCCAUACUGCCCUAGCAGUAGAGCCAUACUGCCCUAGCAGUAGAGGCAUACUGCCCUAGCAGUAGAGGCAUACUGCUCUAGCCCAACUACGAAGAAGAUCUUUGGCAUCUGGAUUGUCUCCACUACAUGGUGCAUUAAAGAUAGGGACAAGGCUACUCAUCUAGAGCGCAAUAGAAUUCCCAGUCAGUACCGUGGAGGAAAGAGAAACAUCACAGACACUGAACUGUCAUCCAUUUAUUUAUAAUCUCAUGUUUCUUAAGUGAACAAAGAAAGGAAAGUAUUGAUGAAUACAAAAAGAUAUCCCCCUGGAUAGAGGCAUGAGACUCAAAUGAAAUGCUAAAGAUGCUCCAAAACGGAGCAGAAUUUAGCAAUUGCUUGUUUAUCUAUGAGUAGACAUUUUAAGAUGUGCCUUUGAACAAGAUAAAUCCAGUUUGGACAGUUCUGCUGUGUGCACCCAGCGCCUCUGUGUAAAACAAUUGCUGGAUAAAACUGCUGCAUCUGAUUGCAUUAGACAGUCUCUGAAAUGGGUUUACUUUGACACGUUUCUUUUUUACAGCAUAGUUAAUUAUUUUCCACAAACAGCUGGGUUUACUUUGAUUUCGAUGAGAACAAAAUGGCUGUCUGUUUUUCCUUUGAACGGCAUGUAGGUGAUGAUGUAUUUUGCGGAGCAGAGGUCAGGUGUAAGACAUCUGGCUGUCUGUGUGCAGAUUCAGAGGCUGCUGCUGUGAGAGAUGGCAGAGCUGACGGUUAAUACGAGACUGUGUGGGAUUGAUAGAGUAUGCCCUUUUGGGUUGAGUUUCCUGGAGGAGGAGGCACAGACAUAUAUCACCAAGCUCUGCACAGCACAAGAAAGGCAUGUGGUCCCAGAGAUGCCAUUGGUUUUGCCCACAAGAGAACUCUGAGCUAUCAUUCUGUUCCAGCUUCCUUUUGAUGUCCUUCCAGACCUGCAGGUGGGCGAUCGAGGCCAUAUUUUCUGUAAAAACUAAAUGUCAGAUUACAGCAACAAAGUGCACAGAAACUCUCAUAGGCAUAGCAGAUGUAAUACAUUUAUAUCACUUGGCCAGAAAAGCCUUCUCUCACACACUGACAGCCAAAACAUGGUAACUGAAGACGUUGGUGGUUUAUGUAUAAUCUAUCAUAGGCUCUAUAAGCAUAUGUAUAUAAAUAUUGUAAACAUCAGCUGGUGAGGUAAAAUAUAGUAAAUGUAGCCUACUUUAGGACUCUAUUCAGUCUGUAUUGCCGAAACGUUACAGAUUGCGUGCUAGAAAUGUCAUACCCCCAAGACAUGCUAACCUCUCACAAUUAUAAUAACGGCAGAUUUUUUUUUGGGGGGGGGUAUGAUAUUUGUGCGUCUGUUACUUUCUCACUCAUCAUUAUUCUUGAUUCAUUCAGGAUUAUCCGUAAUCAUGGUAGCAUCCACAUGAAUUUAGAAGUGUUUAGAAAAUACUCUAUUCUUAUUUACAAUAAAAGUUCCUCCAAAAUGACACAAUACAUUAUUUACCAUUCAUUUCUAUUGGUCACAAACUAAUCUAAAACACAAUCAAAACAGACAGGAAAUGCAUUAAACAAAUUUGCAGAGUAACAAGCUUGAUGUAGUAAUUGUGUUAUAUGAAUAUGGGACCAAAUACGUAACUUUUUACUACUUUAAUACAUAUACUGUAUAAGUGAAUUUGACCGAUAAUUUUGGUCCCCUAAAAUGGGGGAAUACAGUGCCUUGCG
Molecule: messenger RNA, 3397 nt
Organism: Oncorhynchus kisutch (coho salmon)
Lineage: Eukaryota; Metazoa; Chordata; Actinopteri; Salmoniformes; Salmonidae
Product: bone morphogenetic protein 7-like
Exons: 7
Coding region: 184-1476 (430 amino acids)
Biological process (GO): BMP signaling pathway
Cellular component (GO): extracellular region
Molecular function (GO): growth factor activity; cytokine activity
Source: RefSeq, a predicted model, not a curated record